This is a messenger RNA of Vitis riparia (riverbank grape), 1915 nucleotides long. Its product is annotated as 50S ribosomal protein L20. The coding region runs from base 1300 to 1710 and encodes 136 amino acids. Gene Ontology annotation, molecular function: structural constituent of ribosome; rRNA binding. The transcript is spliced from 3 exons. Gene Ontology annotation, cellular component: ribosome. Gene Ontology annotation, biological process: ribosomal large subunit assembly; translation. The record is from RefSeq and is a predicted model, not a curated record. Lineage: Eukaryota; Viridiplantae; Streptophyta; Magnoliopsida; Vitales; Vitaceae.
UGCCUGUUGCAUAUGAAUUAGGAGAGGCGGGAAUUUAACUGUCUUAAUCUUGGUAGCCAUGUGCUUGACAUCUGGAAUAUUCUAUUCUGGCCUUCGAAGCGAAAUUGCAUGAUUUUUUUCGCUUGGAAGAGGCUUAUGCCUUUUUCAAGAAAUUGUGGGAAACAGCAAUUAUCUUAAAUGCUUUUGAAAUUGAAAGUUGCUUGGGUUCUGUUGGAGUUUUACAGGGCUUGCUCGAUUCAAUGCCGGGAAUUUUAUAGACUUGCAUUUAGGGCCAGAGUUCCCCCUGUAGGCUCUGACGUUAAUGAAUGAUGUAAAUUUUUCGGGCCCUGUUUCUCAAGAAGAUGUUUUCUGUUUCUAAAAUUGGAAAAUUUGAUAUGGUAUAGAGAACAUGUUGGGCAACAUGUUUUCAGAAACCAUUUGUGGAAAUGUUUCUUAGAAGUGUCUUUUUUUAGAGAGCAUUCAAAAUACUGAUUUCUGCAUCUGGAAAAAAAAUGCAAGCAUUUCACAAUAAAAAAUGAAAAUGUUCAUUGGUUUUAUUUUCAGCUAUGAAAACAUUUGUGAAGUUUGCAUUUUUCCUACCAAACUGCCCGUUCCUUUCAUUUUGCAUACUCCUUAGGUGUGCCAGGAUGAAUAAAGUGUUCUCUGUUUUUUUUUUUUUGUUGUUAGAAAAACCAUUGGGAACAAUCUCCAUUAGCAGUCAGACUACAACUUAGUGACCUUCAUGAACAAUGAAUCUAUGAAGGAUUAUAGUAAUUUGGGAGACUAUGGGUUAAUCAUGGAUCAAAGUUGAAAUAUGCUUAUCACUAAAGGAGGGACAAGUGGUUUUGAUUUGUUUCAUGAACUAAAAUCUGAAAACAACGAGUACAAAAAAUAUGAGAGAGAGAAGUAUUUAUAAUCAUAGGAGUCAACGUAAAACCCCAUGUUUUUGGAAGUUUGUAAAAUUACCCCCUUUAUCAUUUUAUCAUAUAAAAAAAUGGAAGAGGGAUGGUUGCGGUCUUGGGAUGUAUGUUUCUUUGGAAGGGUUGAGGAAGAAACCUGGUGGGGGAUGUUGUGAAAACCGAGCUUAGCCACUCUUUGGGUGAUUUGGCACAAGACGAAUGUGGGAAUCUUUGAAUAUAGAAGGGUCCCAUUGAUGAUUUGUGGAGUAGUACUUGGUACUAACUUCUCAAAGGAUGCUUGUCAUUGAUGGGAUCACUGGCACUCCUGUCAGCAUUACAUUGUUAGAGUUGAGGUUAAUUUGCUCAUUUCAUCAAAGGGGCCAAGUAGGCUCCCCCAUCUAUAGUGUUCCCUUCUCUUUGAAUGACACAGGUCUGCAUUGAGAAAGAUAGAAAGAUGAACAAGGACAAAAUAUUUAAGCUAGCAAAAGGAUUCAGGGGGAGGGCGAAGAACUGCAUAAGGAUAGCGAGAGAGAGGGUGGAGAAGGCAUUGCAGUAUUCUUACAGAGAUCGAAGAACCAAAAAAAGGGACAUGCGCUCUCUUUGGAUCGAAAGAAUUAAUGCUGGCUCCCGCCUGCAUGGAGUUAAUUACAAUAACUUUAUACAUGGGUUGAUGAAGGAGAACAUCCAGCUGAACAGGAAAGUUCUCUCAGAGCUGUCUAUGCAUGAACCUUACAGCUUCAAAGCCCUGGUGGAUAUCUCACAGAAUGCCUUCCCUGGAAAUAAGAAAGCGGUGCUUCCUCCCAGAAAGGAAGGCAUUUCAGUUGUUCUGUAAUUGGCCAUUUUGAUCACCUUCCCAUUCAUUUUCCCCUCCUGUUAUAGAGUAUGUCUGUAACAGAUGUUCCAAAACCUGUUAGGUUUUUAUAUUGUAUCAGUGCUCACUGAAUGCAAGAAAAAACAAAAAGAUGAUGUUAUUUCUUUUUUCCCCGAAUAUCAUAUUUGAUUGAAUAAUUAACAUUGCUCCAGGUUUUGGUGGUUUA